Schistosoma haematobium is the source of this 12164-nucleotide messenger RNA. RefSeq names its product Nicotinamide/nicotinic acid mononucleotide adenylyltransferase 1. The transcript is spliced from 3 exons. The record is from RefSeq and is a predicted model, not a curated record. The coding region runs from base 5753 to 6205 and encodes 150 amino acids. Gene Ontology annotation, molecular function: nicotinamide-nucleotide adenylyltransferase activity; nicotinate-nucleotide adenylyltransferase activity. NCBI's taxonomy places the organism in Eukaryota, Metazoa, Platyhelminthes, Trematoda, Strigeidida, Schistosomatidae. Gene Ontology annotation, biological process: NAD+ biosynthetic process.
GGCGAUCUACAUAUCCAUGUAUGAGUUAAAAAUCAGAGAACACAAAAUAUCACGAUAUGUAAACAAAAAACAUGUGUAACGUGACAUGAAGAAAGUGGCUCACAGUUUGUCCCUUGUUACACCAGAUUACUUCAAGGUUCACCACAAAAAUUUAAAUUAAGUAGUUCGUCACAUCGUAUGUUCAUUGUUUUAUUAGUCCUCAGAGAAAAUUGUACUAUGUCUGCAGGCAAAAGUUGUCAGUUGCCUCAAGGAAUUAUAGAUUCUUUAAACUGAAAAUUAUUUCAUUCUUUUACCGAUAUUUAAAUUGCGCCCGAAAAAAUGUGUAAUUCACGGACAGCGGAAUUUAUAAAUAUAUAGGUUACUUGGAAUUAAGUGCAGCUGUUUCAACGUAGUGUGGUUAUAAAGUGACCAAGAGACAUAUUCACUGACUACGCAAUUUUUUAAGAAUAUUUAUAGUUUCUUUCGAAGGUCUUGCCUUCACAAGGAUCACUGCUACCUUUUCGGGAUCGAACCCAAGCAACCAAUAAAGGCGAAUGAAGGGGAAAAUGCGUUGGAAAAUAAUGGGUAAACGCGCCCGAAUGUCUGCUUGUCCGUCUGAGAAGAAGAAUUAAUGCGAAUUUUCCCUUUUUGUCUUUCUGUGUAGCACCCCAAAGUUUGGGGAAAUUUUGGGUUUUUCCCUGAGAUCUCCCCUAACCCGAGCUCCCAAUUUUGGGGAAAAUUUGACACAUUUUGGGGAAGCCGCUGUAGUACACUUCGGGGAAACUGCACUAAAACCCCAAAAUUUUCCCGGACCUGGGUAAAUUCCCCAAACAUUGGCGAAGGUCAUUUGACUUCGGGAUUUUCCACAAAAUUGGGAGCUUGGGUAAAUUUAAGAAAGUAGACGAAAUCUGUUUGGGGACUACCGGCCAAUAAGUUAGUUAGAGAGUUUAAACACUGGUUGUGUAGUAUGGAUUGUCUGUAAUAAAUGUUGGUAAAACAAAACAACGGCGAAUUAAAUAUAAAAGACUGGAAAAGAAGUAAUAAGUCUACAUUUGUAUUCCUGGUACAUCGUUAUCCUUAAAAAGGAGGUUCUGUGUUGCGAAAUGUGUUGGUUUGUGUGAGAGCAUCUUGAUAUGCCUCAUCAAGACGCCUAAAUUUGUUCCUUAUGUUUUGAAACAUUGUCCUGACAAUUUUCUUUUGAAUUAAAUAGCGCAGCGUUUUAUACACAAUGCUUAACUGGAUGAAGAAGCGAAUUAUGUGAACUUUAAUGCAUGAACUUGACAACCUGGGACAGCAGUGAUGCAUUCGCGUGGAAUUAACACUUAUAUGGUCUCAUUAGCUUACUGUGGAACACCGAGAUAUUACAGCAUUGAACGAUUAAGCCUGCCGGUGGAAAACUUAUCUGGCAAAUGGAAAGUACUAAAUCUAAGAUCAUCAGGUGUCUCCGUAUUACAUAUAUAAUGCGUAUGAUGCAGACUUGAAUUGAUUGAACAACGCUAAGUUGUCUGAAUAAAUAGUUAAGUUUAAGAAAAUAAAUAAAAUUGUUGCCGUUUGGUCCAUUGGGUAACUUCAGAUGACUAAGGAAUACUUACAGUUGACAACUGGUUGUCGAACUUUUCCGAAGACUAGUUUCUUCAUGUAAUGAGAAACCUGGCAUUAUAGAAACGCGGGAUUUGUUAUAUACAGUUCAGUCCAUCCAAGUGAAUCCUACAUAGAUCCCCAUUUCUACUUCAUCAACUAUCAGUGCUAACUUCAAAUUUCAGAAGGGUGUGAAAAUUAAAAACUGACUUGGAUAUUACAUCCAUUUCACUGAGUUAUUGCCGAUCGAAUGCUUAGCAAGCUUUAAUUUCACUAUUUCAUUACAUUCUAUUCCCGAGUUUAAAAUUACUUGCCGUUGUUCCGUUACUUUUCAAAAAGUUUGGUUAAUAGGCAUAAUUUGCAAGUCUGUUUUCUUAUUAACGUAUGUUGUAAGGAAAUUAUGUAAGGUCUAGGUAGAUGAAAAUUUGUCCUGCGCUCGAUACUGUAUCUAAAACAGUAGUUCAAUGCACUUAUUUUUUACUUAAUGGUAAUGCAAAUGGUCACAAGUUCCCGAAGUACUAAUUAGAGUGUACUAUCAGCUUCAUAAUUAAUUUUCGCAUUGUUUGUUUGGAUCGUCCUACUGGUGUUUAGGACUGCAAUUAAUUAGUUUCAUAGAUAUAUAUGCAUCCAUUGCGGAUUGCAUCGAUAUAACCUCAGUCAUAAGCAUUAUAAACAAAGAUCUAUGGUGGCUGGCAGUGGAAUCCCAGGACGCGCGCUUCUUUUUAUUUGAGACUAGUCAGUUGGGUGGAGACCAUUUGCACAUGUGCCAAUGAAGGACUGAUCGACUGCAGUCGUAAACAUCAAUGGGAAGAUUCAAACAAACAAUACAAAAUUGGUUUAUAUUAGGCCUAGUUCAGAAACUCAAGUUAAAAACAUAAGUUUAAGCCUCACAUCUUUUUAUUUGGUUUAAGUCUAAAAGUUAAUUUCAUUCUUUAGUUAAAAUUUUACAAACAAAAACACCCAUUGCAUCAUGAAAACAAGCAUAUGGCUUAAGAAGACCAUGGAAACAGAAAAAUAAAUGUUUGGAUCAAUUGUUUAACAAUUUAGUAGUAUGCAAAAUGAGUAUGAUAAUUACAUCUUUAAUAACUGUAGAAUUCUGUAUAAAAUUUUAGAAAACUUAAAAAAUCUAUCCACUAGACCAUAUUCUAGUUUUCAUGCAGUUCUAUUAGUUAAAAGUUUAGGAAAUCGUUCAAGUUUAGCUUUUUAUGUAACUAAUAAGUAAAAUCUAAAUCUUUAUGUGUCUAAGGUCAACAAAAUAAUUUCGGCUGGUUGUUAGAUUCACUAUAAAAACCCUUUUGAAUUUAAUCACCAAACUCUAAUGUGCAACAAACAACUGAGAAUUAAACCUGUGUUUCUGCUGUCAUGUGGGUCUUUCAAUCCAGUUACUGUAAUGCACAUGCGAAUGAUGGGUAAGUCAUCUUGUAUUGAUGCAAAAGUAUUCUAUAAUAGUUUAUUACGUAUGUAAGUAAAGGCCUUAUUGAUAAGGACUUUGGAGCGAUUGAGUUAAUGAAAACAAUGAGGCAUUAACCUUUUACUGCACAUCACCUAAAUGACUAUUCAGAGUUAAUAAUGUCUGUUUCGUUUUAAUCAAUACAUUCAAUGUUUGGUUAUUGUGGUAAUAAGGGGUCUGGAUAUGUUCAUGUUUCGUUACAUUGGAAGCUUGGUUUCUUCGUCCUUCGAUUAAACACACAACUCAACCUAAAUAAUCUCGUAGCCCCGUUUUAACGGGGUUCAAUCAUCGUCUAUAGGGUAUUGGAAAGUCAAGUAUAACCAACUAAAUGAUCUGAGUCUGUUUCAUAUAUAUUGCAAUCCUUAAAUAAUGUUUAUCUACAAAAUUAAGGGCGCAGAUAUUUCGCCGUUACCACUUAUCAAUUUUUGAUGAAUAAGAUUGUCUUUAAUUUAAAACUUAAUUAGAUCUGUUACUUUCGUCAAUGAGAGCUUAUUUAUAGAGUUUAUUUAUGAAGAGUUCUUGUACAAUAUGACACCAUAGCUUCAUGGGACAAGAUAAAGCGAUAAGAUCUCGAAGAAGUAGUGGAGGUAAAGUCGUAUAGCUAACAAAUAAAUAGUUCCAAGUGGUGAGAAUAAAGAAUAGUGAUAAAUAUAUCUAGAUCAAAGAAAUACAAUCGGUAAUUUUUUCAAAUAACAGAAUUCACUUUGUCUCUAUGAUGAGUCUAAUGGAAACUGGAGCAUUAUUCGCACUGAUUUCCACUCUGAGCCAUAUCUUAUGACAUCUGUAGCCACUUAGUUCUAUGGUCACUAGAACUUAAAGCAACCAAUCCGGAUAAACAGACAAAUCCCCGUCUCAUACAUUUUUUUCGUACUAUGGUGCCAUUCGAGAAACGGAUCACCUUUCCACUUUCUCCACUUAGCGUUGACAAAUAAUACGCGAUGUGAUAGUUAAUCAAACGACUUCUAUAAAACAUUUCAAAGUCACCAAAGCUAUCAUUUUAUUUAACUUAUUGAUCGAGCGCAGGCUAAUAUUCAGUCCUUUCAGCCUAGAAGGGUUAUCCUAAGACUCAAGAAAGCCACUUGAGCGACACUGUCUGUCAUUAAGUGGCGUACCAAAGAAGUAUAUAUGCUGGUCGAGUCAGAGCUCAUGAGAACUGUAAUGGAAAUUGGUGGCUUCAAGUGACGUUAGUUGGAGUUCUCUAUUUUCCCCAUGUUAACUGUCAUAGACAUGCUUUUAACAGUAACACUCAUCGUAUAAGAUUUCGGGAGUUGAUAAUCUACAAGGAGAUUCUCUUAUGGACUUAGAAUACGCAGAUGUAGUUACGUUUGGUAAAGACGCUAAAAAAUCCAGGAUCUUCUGAAUAUCUUAAACAACAGUAAUAACAUGUUUCAGAUGCGAUUCUCUCCAUUUAAAUGCAAAAUGUUGCUUUAAGACGGGUCUUCAUCAACCCCUGAACUAAGGAUAGGGAGUCAAGUAGUUGAGUGCGUCGACCAUUUUAUUUAUUUCAAAAGUCCGAUCAGCCCUAUUGGGUUGUUACUUGAUGAAAUUUCGACACAAAUCCAAAACUGUUGCCGUUUGCCAACUUGCAUCACCUAUAGAGUAGAUGAGAUAUCCGUCCACUAACCGAAGAACAAGUUUGCUGCUCAGUAGUUCCCUGUGUUUUACCACAUUUGUUUGAAACAUGACCAUUAAGAAUAGAGAAUAUUCGUUUGUUACCAGUAUUCGACCAUAGGUUUCUUUGAAGCAAUGCCCGGGUUAGUGAUAGAAUAUUAGGUAGGAAUGCAAAUCUAUUGAUGAGGUAAUCUUUUCCGGUUAAGAUGGUCAGAACAGAAUAUGUAUAGUCGUCCACCUACUACGUUGAGAUGCGAUAAUUUCUAGUAUAGGAGUAGACUGGAAAGAAGUUGGGAAUGUUCAGACCAAAAAACGGUAUCAGUCCAUGAGUAUGUUGACUUUUAAACUGGGUCAUGUUAGCAGGUGCACACUACCUAGUUGUGGUCUACGUGAUUAUCGUAACCAGUGGUUAGAGGCUUUGGGUGACAUGGCUCAGGAUCGUUCGCAGUAAUCCAGGUGCCUUCCUUUGGAUCAUUAGCUGCUAAAUCACCUUUUAAAUUGUUUUUGUUCCACUAAUCUAUAUUUUCUGGAAUCGUAUCUUCGAUGCCUAAUUUAUUUUAUCACCACUAAUACUGUUACUACGUCUACUCCUCUGUUAUUCCCCCCUGACAAUUUUAUUUCACUGUCCCAGUGGAGUAUGGCAAUUUGAUCUGUUGCACAUAUGUUCUAUAUUGCAUAUGACGGACUAGCUAUUAAAUGUCAUCUCGAAGCAUGAUGUCAACUACCUGUAUAUAUUUAUUUAUGUGAAUAUAAUUCUUACCAUCGCAGCAGCUUUCGUAUAAUUGUUUCUUAGCUCUAAAAUUGUCUGGGAAAGCCAAGUUAUAAAUAUAAGCAAAACGGUACGAGUAGUUGCAAUAAAUUAGAAUUCGUUGGUUCAUUCAAGAAAAUCCCAUGCAGAUUCGUCUAAAAACAAAUCCUCGUCAGGUUUGAUUUUAAAUAAAAAUACUUGUUUGUUGUUUUUCCCUCUGUUUAGCUACGCUCAUUAAUAAUAUCAAUUGAAAUAUUCAUAAGGUCUGCUGAAACGAGAUAUUUUUGUUUGCCAUUUACAUUUUAUUUAUUUCAAGAUGGACUUUUAAUGUUCUCAAUUGUUUAUUACUCUUUUUUUUAGAACUAGCAAGAGAUAAGAUUGAAAAUAUGCAUUUGUCAACAAAAGAAUCUCAUCAUGUUUUGUCUGAGGAGAAUAACCAGUUCACUCAAAAAGAAUAUAGUGAUGACCAUCCAAUAAAUUAUGACCAUCAGACAGUCGUCGUUGGUGGUAUAUUCAGUCCUGUGUCCAAUUUGUAUGAAAAGAAAGGUCUCCUACCUGCCUCUAUACGCGUCGAGCUUACACGAUUAGCCUGUAUUUCUGCAUCCGACUGGUUGGCCGUAAGCAAUUGGGAGUGUUCACAAUCAAGUUGGUUGAGAACUCGAAUGGUCUUAGAUCACAUUUAUAGUGUCUUGAAUAAUACGUACUCGAAGUUAAGUAACAAUGACGAAACCGAAAUUGACUCAGUUCCGAGAAAAAAGACUUGCUUCGCACCAAGCAAUUUUUAUCGUUCAUUGAUAAUUCUUGCUGGUGAUAAUAUUCAGUUGCCCAAACCAAAGUAAAUGGAGUCAGGUUGGAAACUUUUGUUGCUGAUACAGUUUACUGAUGAGUUCGUACAGACAGAAAAUGUGUACAGGGAUUCCCACUGAUUAUCUCCAAAUUUCUAAUAGCCCAUCCAUCACUUUUGUAUAAUUCCUCAUAAAAUACAAAUUCUUUUUGUCUACUAACGGCAUUUUUUACUGCGAAAAAAAGUUUACUGAGGAUGGUAUAUCCCUAUAUACCACGUGCGUAGAAGAAACUCGGUAUAAGUUCUCAUUUCGACUUAGAGAGAUUUUCGCUUAGUCAACGUUAAUGGAUUUACGUGGAUUCCAUUCACUAAAUUUCAUUGUAUUUUGUCGUUUACUUCUCAGUUCACUCUGUAACUAAUGAUCAUGGAACUAAAUUAACUCGGAUGUAAAAUCAAUCUUCUUUGGUUUCAUCCAAUAAAUCUUCUUAAUAAGAUUCGUUUCUUAUGGUAGCUAGUUGAAAGGCGCUAGAAGCGAGCAUAACGGUUGCAUACGCUAUCACAGUUGUCGUUAGAGUUAUCUAUGCAUAUUCCGCCCCAUAAUAAAUAUCCUCUUAGAAGAAGAAAACAUCUACCGAAACCGAUUUCCUAGUACUCAGUCGUAGUUUCGUAAUUGAUCUUUGUAACAACUUUUUAGUGUAUAAAGCUUUAUUUAUCUCUUCCGUAGUACACUAACUACAAAGUGCCUUGUUUUCAAUUAUACAUACAUCUUCAUCUGUCAGGAGUAAAUUCUUUUAGGUGUAUCCACUUAUUAAUUUCUUUAUUUUCUAGCCACUGAUGGUUUAAUUAAUGAACACAACGAACAAACGAAACUUUCAUCACUAGAAGGCAUGGCGACUGACCUCUGGCUUAAGAGUUGCUUUCAUCUUGACUCUCUUAUUGAUAUUAGUAACAUAAAAUGUAGCGAAAACCAAGUACAUGAUACUAAUGAUGAUCAUUUCAACAGCAAUCUCUUCACUUCAUUAUCAUCUGUAGAUAGAUCAUGUUACUGUCGCAAAAACAAUACCGCAAACGUUUUGCUAUCAAAGCCUUGUGUGAAAUUAGUUUGUGGUGCUGAUCUUCUGGAAUCAUUCAAAACUCCAAAUUUGUGGUCAGCAGAAGAUAUUGAAACGAUUGUUCGUGACUAUGGUAUAAUUUGUAUUAGUCGACCUUCAUAUGAGCCUUUAAAAAUUAUCAAUGAGUCAAACAUUUUGGGCAAAUAUAAGGUAAUUUGUUUGGAUUUGUUACACAGAAUAUUAUUUGGAAACACUGAUGAGAAAUUACCAUAAAUGCUUGUAUUUGAAAUGUUUUUACCUGUUGUUAUAGUAAGAAUAUACAGAUGACUUAAUAAUGUAGAUUUGAAAUUAAUAGAGAAAGAAGUUAGAUCGAUAUUUGAUUGGUUUGCUUACAAAUUUCUAAUUUGGUUACCGCCUACAAUACCGUCAAGUUAUGGGUAAAACGAGUACAAAUAAACAGUAAUUGUGAAGGUUUUCGUUCUUCUGUUUAUUGGUAAUCAGGAUUGUAUUUGGCCAACCUUUAUUGUUAGGGAAUGUGACCAAUGAAUAAGAGAAUACGAACCCUUAAAAAUUAUAUCAUAUCCGCUGAACAUAUCAGUGGCUAUAUGGAUUUAGUAUUUUUUCGUUUGAUACUGGGUUCGAGGUUCAAUAUGAAAAUCAAAACUGGGAUACAUAUAUCCGGCUGACAAGUCCUAAUUAGGUCGGAAUCCUUAUCUUGGAUUUCAUUGUUGAUCACAUUCUGGAACUAUGAAAUUAUUGUAACUGUGGUGCAUGCAUGUAUGGUUUUCAUAUUUUAGGAAAGCACUGUGUAAUUUUAGAUAAAAUAACAAAUUGGUUUUCCCCACCAAGUCUUUGUUUACUACAUAACUAUAUUUGUCAGUUGGAUAUGUUUGGUAACUGAUAACAUCGUCUGAAAUAUGUUAGACUCCUUAUGCCGAUCUACAUUGGACUUCUUUUUUUAACCUGAUGUACUUAUAAAAAAACCGUCACAGUUACAAUGCGAAAUACUUGCCGAUGCCAAAUGCAUGCUUCUCGAGAGCAAUCAUUUGCUAAACAUAAAAUAUGUCAUGCUUUAUCGUCCGUUUAAAUUAAGUCCGAUUAUUUCAAGAUCAGUACACUCAACUUUAACUCCGCCUGUAGCUCUUGUGGGGCUACUGCCGGUCCCAAGCCCGGGUAAAGGAGGAGGGUUGGACAUGGGGUCGGCAACCCCAUCCUGUAGAAGAAAAAUGUUGCUAAAGUAACGCCAACCAGAUUAAACAAAGUAAACCAUCUAAACUGUGCCCUCCUAGGUGAAGGAGAAAUUAUGACGCCUCAUGAUGGAAGCUGAGAUUCUUCGGAAGUCACGAGGUCGGUACCCCUUCUAAUAAUCAUAGCAACAAUUAAUGUAGGUACAUCGAACGUCCGGACAUUGUGGGAAACCUGAAGGACCAAUCAAAUAGUUAUGGAAAUACAAGUUGGCGGUUCUCGGAAUUAGCGAAACCCGGAGGACCCAAGCUGGACAGCAAACGUUACCCGCGAAGGGAGAAUGCUCUACACACUCAGUGAGUUGCUCUGAUGCUGUUCGAAGAAGCACGUAAUGCGCUUAUAGGAUGGGAAGCUCAUUGACCCAGGAUCAUUAAAGCAUCCUUCACAACAAAUGAGGGGAUUACAAUGAAUGCUAUCCAACGUUAUGCACCCACAAGUGAUAGCAAUGACGACGAUAACGAUCAGUUCUACAAGAUGCUGCAAUCAAUCACAGUGAAGUGCCCAAGAAAGGAUCUCUCCAUCCGGAUGGGAGACCUAAGCGCCAAAGCCGAAAUGGACAACACCAAUGUUGCACAUGAGCUCCAGUAUCUUGAGGGAACAAAUGGCGUAUGAACUAAUUAUUGGUCACCGGCUACCAUGAGACCGCAACGACUUACGAUGCUCCACUGCCUUAGGGAUCAGACCUUCAGGUCGAAGGCUCCGGGUGUGGUCUCCUGAGAAAACCACCUGCUUCGGUUCGGGCACCCGGGCAGUAUCACAGCCCUAACACAAAUCAAAUGAGAUUUGUGUGGUGCAUAAUUAUCUGGUGCCCCCUUGUAUCAAUAUCUAUGUGUCCAAAUAAAUAAACCACCCAAAGUGAUUUAAGCAUGGUUUUACUGGUGAUUGACUGGAUUAUGAAGGCCUCCUCAUCUGAAGGGAAGCAAGGAAUACAAUGAACAUCUUGGAUACAAGUAGACGAUUUGAACUUCUUAAAUGACCUGAUACUUCUAUCCCGUACACACAAGCAAAUGCAGGUGAAGACAACUAGUGUAGCAGCAGUCUCUGCAUCAGCAGACCUCAACAUACGCAAAGUAAAGAAAAGAUUCUGAAAUUCAACACAGAGAACACCAACUCAAUCACACUUGAUGGAGAAGUUCUGGAAGAUAUGGAAACAUUCACGUACCUAGUCAGCAUCAUUGGUAAACAAGGACGAUCCAAUGCAGAUGUAAAGGCGAGGAUUGGCAACGCAAGAACAACAUUCCUACAGUUGACGAGCGUAUGAAACUCAACGCAACUGUCAACCAACAUCAAAGUCAAAAUCUUCAUUGCGAACAUCAAGACAGUUCUACUGUACGGAGCUGAAACUAAGAGAACUACUACAGCCAUCAUCGAAAAGAUACUAGUAUUUAUGCACAGCUGUCUGCGCAAUAUACUUCAUGUUCGUUGGUCAAAUACCAUGAGCAACAUCCUACUGUAGGAGCGAACAAACCAGGCUCCAUCUGAAGAGGAAAUUAGGUAAUGGCGUUGGAAGUGGACAGAACACGUUGAGGAAAUAAUCAAACUUCACGAGGCAAGCGCUAACUUGAGAUCCUGAAGGGAAACGAAAAAAUGGAAGGCCGAACAAUACACUGCGUCGGGAAUUGGAAGCAGACAUGAAAAGGAUAAAUAGCAACUGGAAAGAACUGCCCAAGACAGAGUUGGAUGGAGAAUGCUGGUGAGCGGUCUGUGCUCCUCCAUGAGGUGUAACAGGCGUAAUUAGGUAAGUAUAUUCAUAUUUAAACCUUAGAUUGUCAUAUAUGUGUAUUAAUGAAAAGGCAAAAUGUAAUGCAUCUAGCUAGUCAUUUAUUAUCAGCGUAAGUGAACUUACAGUAAGUACCAAUAUAUAAUUUACAAAAUGCUCUUAAACUAUCAAUUACAGAUACCCCACAAGGCAUAUUUCAUAACGUAAACGAUUUCCAAUCAUUUUUAGAACUUUAAAACAGUGAGAGUUUAGGGAGACUUCAUGUUGAUAAGUACGUUUAUAAUCAAGCAUAGAUUUAUUAAGGUAGUUUACUCAUGCACAGAAAUCAUUAUUACUGAUAGAUGCAAUAUUUGUUUAGUUAUUUUCCAAUGUAUAUCUGAUUUUUCCAAUAUUUCACUUAGGAUAAUAUAAGUUUAGUGAUAGACAAUUGUCAGAAUUCACUAAGCUCUACUUUCGUACGUCAUGCUUUAUCAAAUGGUAAAAGUGUACGUUACCUCGUUCCAGAUCGUACUUUGGAAUAUAUUUAUACACAUAAAUUAUAUGAUGCCAAAAAAAGAUGUGUUAAUUUACUUGAAUCGAAGACUAGAACAGAAGUACAACACUAAUUACCAAAGAUUUCAUGGUGCAUUUUUCAAACAGUUGAAUCAUUUGAUUAUUCUUGUUAACAUAAAAUUGUAAAUACACCUUGAUAUACGUAUAUUACUCAUGUUGAUUGGAUUAAAUUUCUUGAAAUUGUGCAAUUACUUCAUUUUAUGAUUCUAUCCUGUAAAAUGAUUUACUUAUCACGCUAUCAUUUGAAAUAAACUUAUACAAUUAAUUUGCUACUCAUCUGCCUAAUUCUAUCAUUUCAGUCGUCAUAAAUGUUGAAAAUAUGUGGUAAAUGUAUUUCAUGCUAAUUUCGCGAAACGUAGUUUAGAGUAUCGUUUCAUCAAGUGUUAUGUGAAAUGUAACAACAAAACAAUUAAAUUGUCUACGCGAUAGAAACAAUGUGUAAAACAUGACUAAGUUGCUACACUUUUUUAGUUAUACAGUAGUAAAGAAAAUAUUUAUUCAGAAAAAGAUAACAUUGUUAAUGUAAUAUCUGCGUAAUUCUCUUCGUUACUUAAAACGGUGAGUGGAAUAAGCUAGAAUUCAAACAGACUUUUUGUUGGGAUCUGAGCAUUAUAUAAUAUCGGUAAUAUAUGUUCUGUACAUCAUUUUAAAAUGACUGCAUUAACUUAACAUCUCCACUAAAUCAUUCUAAAAAUAUUCUCCCGGAUUUUUAUUGUAUUGUAAAUAAAUAUACAAUAUCCCAAUUCGUAAAAGAAAUAGGAAAAAUUAGACUGGAUUUUUCUUGCGACGAAAUCACCAGUGAUAUUCUGUCAGGGACAAUGAAGCACAUGAGUCUUGGGAAAUCACUUUCAGCUUUGCUUCUCAAACUGGAAAAAUUACUAGAUACGUCGAACCACUCAAUAUCUAGUCAUUUAAAGUUGUAACAAUGUUAUCAUACACAACAUUGGUGGUUUUUGUGUAUUAAACACAAACUGUAUACCUUGGUCUUUAAUCAAAAUGGCAGUAAUAACGCAAUAUCUGUAGUUGACCAAUGAAUUUUUUAAUAACACCAUAAGUGCCUUUGUUAAACAAAGUGUCUAUUCUUAUCUGUUUAUUGCAACGAAUUCCUGGGAGUUAGUGAAUUGCAAGUUGAAAUAAGUACACAUGAAGUCUACCCAUCCUUGAUAUGACGAAUUCGCUCCCAUACUUAUGUAGACCACAGAAGAUCAAGUAACGCUGAAUCUAAGACGGUCUAAAACUAAAUUACAAUACUGAGUGACAUUAAGUUCUUUGAAGUCAAUGAGUUUGUCGAUCAAAGGUGUUAUAGAAGCACCGGUUGGAAUGUUUAAGUAAUAAUUAUUCGAUCUCAAAGUUAAAUCAUGUUUUGUGUAUCGCCGUCCACUGCAAUACUAAGCGAAUUAAAAAUGGAUGUUAAGGUUGAUGAACCAAAGCAUCUGAAGGAAUGC